GAAAAAAAAAUAAAUUAUACAAAAUAUUUUUGAAAAAAAAAAAGCGAAAACGUUCCAAAUAUAAGCAGCACGAUUAGAUAAGCAGCGCAAUGGCCGAAUAUUUGGCAUCAAUUUUUGGCACAGAAAAGGACAAAGUCAACUGCUCGUUCUACUUUAAGAUUGGAGCGUGUCGGCAUGGCGAUCGUUGUUCCCGCAUCCACAAUAAGCCAACAUUUUCGCAAACGGUGCUGCUCCAAAAUCUCUACGUAAAUCCCCAAAAUUCCGCCAAAUCAGCGGACGGAUCACAUCUGGUGGCCAACGUUUCCGACGAGGAAAUGCAAGAGCAUUAUGACAAUUUCUUCGAAGACGUAUUCGUCGAGUGCGAAGAUAAAUACGGCGAAAUUGAAGAAAUGAAUGUUUGCGACAAUUUGGGUGAUCAUCUCGUGGGGAAUGUUUACAUCAAAUUCCGUAAUGAGGCCGAUGCCGAGAAGGCGGCAAAUGAUUUGAAUAAUCGUUGGUUUGGCGGGCGGCCAGUUUACUCGGAACUGUCGCCGGUGACCGAUUUCCGUGAGGCAUGCUGUCGACAGUACGAGAUGGGGGAGUGCACACGAUCCGGCUUCUGUAAUUUUAUGCAUCUGAAACCGAUAUCGAGAGAGUUGCGCAGAUAUCUGUAUUCACGCCGGCGUCGCAAUCGUUCACGUUCCCGUUCCGGCGGCCCCCGGCGUCGUUCCUCACGCAGUCGUACCCGUUCGCCGCGUCGCCGACGCGAGGAACGCGGCAUUGGUGGCGGCACAGAUCGUGGCGGUGAACGGGGCAUUGUGGGGGGCACGGAUCGUGGCGGCGAGCGAGGCAUUGGUGGUGGCACUGAUCGAGGUGAUCGCAAUGAUCGCAACGAUGGCAACGAUCGUGAUCGACGUAAAGGUGGCGGCGGCGGAGGAGGAGGAGGA
Molecule: messenger RNA, 926 nt
Organism: Drosophila grimshawi
Lineage: Eukaryota; Metazoa; Arthropoda; Insecta; Diptera; Drosophilidae
Gene: U2af38
Product: splicing factor U2af 38 kDa subunit
Exons: 2
Biological process (GO): mRNA splicing, via spliceosome
Cellular component (GO): U2AF complex; spliceosomal complex
Molecular function (GO): metal ion binding; pre-mRNA 3'-splice site binding
Source: RefSeq, a predicted model, not a curated record